Messenger RNA from Panicum virgatum (switchgrass), 2780 nucleotides. Its product is annotated as putative receptor protein kinase ZmPK1. NCBI's taxonomy places the organism in Eukaryota, Viridiplantae, Streptophyta, Magnoliopsida, Poales, Poaceae. The record is from RefSeq and is a predicted model, not a curated record. Gene Ontology annotation, biological process: recognition of pollen; protein phosphorylation. Gene Ontology annotation, molecular function: ATP binding; protein serine/threonine kinase activity. Bases 157 to 2589 code for a protein of 810 amino acids. The transcript has a single exon.
AGCAGCUGGAUAUCGCUGUGGUCCAUCCUGAACACGUGCCCUACAUGCCUGAGAACACCACAAGAGAGAAGAAUCCAGUGCAGCAGGACAUACAUAUGAGAGCUUGCUUGAGAAGCAGCGCGUUCAUCCGCACAACCAUCUGCCUAGACUCCAGCCAUGGCGCCCUUCUUCUCCAUCCUGCCAGUAUUAUCACUGCUUCCCCUCCUCUCAAGCUCAGCUUUUACAGACACUCUGCCGCUAAGAUCCUCGCUCUCCGUCGACAAGCACCAGACCGACAUCCUGCGCUCCCCAAACGGCACUUUCACCUGCGGCUUCCACAGCAUCUACGACAACGCCUUCACCUUCUCGAUAUGGUACACCAAAGUGAACAAGACCAUCGUCUGGACCGCGAACCGCGACCGCCCCGUGCACGCCAGGGGGGCGGAGAUGACCCUGCGGAAGGGCGGCACCUUGGUUCUCACCGACUACGAUGGCGUGGUGGUGUGGCAAACAGGUGGUGACCCUGCAGGUGUGCAGUAUGCCCAGCUGCUGGAAACUGGGAACCUUGUCCUGAAAAACUCCAGGGGAAUGGUUCUGUGGCAGAGCUUCGAUUCACCAACAGAUACCCUGCUGCCCGGCCAGCGCAUCAACGCAGCUACAAAGCUUGUCUCCACCACUGGAUUGCAUGUCCCAGGUCACUACAUAUUUCAUUUCACGGACUCGUCGAUAUUGUCCCUUAUAUACGACGAUGUCGAUGUGCAUGAAAUAUAUUGGCCGGACCCUGACAAUGGAGAGUAUCAGAAUAACAGGAAUAGGUAUAACAGUACAAGGAUCGCGGGUCUAGAUGAAACGGGAAGCUUCUUUUCCAGUGAUUUAGCUAACCAGCAAGCAAUUGUUGCCUCUGAUGAAGGUCAUGGGAUCAAGAGAAGGCUUACUCUGGAUCCUGAUGGCAAUCUUCGACUCUACAGCUUGAACAAUUCAGAUGGGAGAUGGUCAGUUUCCUGGAUUGCAGUGUCUCAGCCCUGCAACGUUCAUGGAUUGUGUGGUCCAAAUGGGAUCUGCCACUACUUGCCGACGCCUACAUGCUCUUGCCCACCGGGUUACGUGAUGAGCAACCCUGGGAACUGGAGCCAAGGCUGUAGAGCUGUUGUAGACAUUGCCUGUACAGUUGAGCAAGCGCAAUCUGUCAAGUUCUUGCGGCUUCCAGGCAUCGACUUUUGGGGAUCUGAUCAACAGCGUGUCGACCAUGUAUCCUUGCAGACUUGCAAGAACAUAUGUAGGAGUGAUUGCACCUGCAAAGGCUUUCAGUACCAGCAAGGAUCAGGGACAUGCUUUCCAAAGGCUUUUCUUUACAAUGGGAAGGCAUACACAGCACCUACAAAAUCGGCGCGAAUGAUGCAUCUCAAGCUCCCAGUGGGUGUGAAUAUUUCAGGUAUUCCGAUUCCCCAAACCAAUGUGCUUAUUUCAAGAAAGCAACAUCCUGAUUGUGGCCAGAUGAGCGCAUCAAUAAUGGAACCAUUUCCGUAUGUUCACAAGGCCAAUCAGGGGGAAGCAAAAUGGUUUUACUUCUACGGGUUUGCAGGUGCAAUUUUUGUUCUUGAAGUUUUCUUCAUCGCAUCAGCAUGGUGCUUUGUUUUGAGAUGGGAGUUGGGAGCAUCCGAAAUACAAGCAGUUGAGGAAGGCUACAAGAUGAUGACUAGUAAUUUCAGAAGAUACAGUUAUACAGAGUUGGUUAAAGCCACAAGAAAAUUCAAAGAAGAGCUUGGAAGAGGAGGCUCAGGGAUUGUCUACAAGGGAAUCUUGGACAACAGUCGAGCAGUGGCUGUUAAGACGCUGGAAAAUGUAAGGCAAUGUGAGGAGGAGUUUCAAGCAGAGUUGAGCAUAAUUGGGAGGAUUAAUCAUAUGAAUCUAGUAAGGAUAUGGGGGUUUUGCUCUGAAAGCUCACACAGGAUGUUGGUCACCGAGUACAUUGAGAAUGGAUCAUUAGCUAACAUCCUAUUCAAAGACAACAUUCUGCUAGAGUGGAGGCAGAGAUUUAAUAUUGCGUUAGGUGUCGCAAAGGGUUUGGCUUAUCUUCAUCAUGAAUGUCUUGAGUGGGUAAUACACUGCGACGUGAAGCCAGAGAACAUACUGUUGGAUCAGAAUCUAGAACCCAAGAUUGCCGACUUUGGAUUGGUGAAGCUGCUGAACAGAGGUGGCUCCAAUCAGAAUGUAUCGAGAGUGCGGGGAACCAUAGGUUACAUCGCUCCAGAGUGGAUCAGCAGCCUGCAGAUCACCGCCAAAGUUGAUGUGUACAGCUAUGGAGUUGUGCUUCUUGAGCUAGUGUUGGGAAAACGAGUUCUUGACUUGGCUGUAGGUGCUGAUGAGGAGGUACAUAAGGUGCUCAGGAAUCUUGUAGGAAUGCUAGUUCACAUGUUGGAUAACGAGGAAUCCUCUUCAAUAGCUGAGGUUGUGGACUGCAAGCUGAACGGACAAUUCAACUACAUGCAGGUAAGAACACUGAUCAAAUUGGUUGUCUCAUGCUUAGAUGAAGACAGAAGCAAAAGACCAACAAUGGAAUCUAUAGUGCAGACACUCCUUUUAGCUGAUGAAGCUUGUAGUAUGUGCUAGGGUGAUGUUCGACGCAAUGAAUUGUUGACAUGCGGAAAUCUUAAGCAGGAUCUGAGUUAGUGAAAUGUCAUCUUUUAGCUUUAUUUCAUUGUAUUCAUAUAUAUAUGUAUGUUUAUGUAUCGCUCUUGAAUACAAGAAAAAGAAACCUCUUGCGCUAAAAUUUCUCCAGUUAUCUUCUUUUCAAUUUUCUA